This is a messenger RNA of Klebsormidium nitens, 2468 nucleotides long. Lineage: Eukaryota; Viridiplantae; Streptophyta; Klebsormidiophyceae; Klebsormidiales; Klebsormidiaceae. The record is from the annotation of a GenBank genome assembly.
GAAAGUUUAAAUUAAGAUUAAACCUUCAUUUGCUCCAUGCAGGGCCAAAGCUUCAAGUGAAAGCUUCAGGUCAAGUUCUGGCUUGGAAAGUGUAGUUCACCUCACCAAACACUGACAUCAGGGGAGGGGUUCAGAAGCAAGCGGGUGGACCUGUGCACAGCGUUGCAUUUGCAGCACUGAGCAGGGGGGUGUCGCAGCAAGCUGAAAAGCUCUUUGUCCAGAGCAACUUCUUUUUGGGGAUGUGCAUCACAAGCGAAGAAAGUCCGCUGGUCGCACAAAGUGCAGGAGUGCAGCACCCUUGUGCAUCCCGUCAUCUUUUGUAGUCCUUCCCCUCGAAGUAUAGGUUGAAUGAGUACCACUGCCAUACGGAGUUUGCCCCGAGUUGCUUUAGGAGUUGAUUCGAGAGGAGUUGACUACAACUCAUUCUUUCCACCACAUCAGAGUCAAAGUGCCAUGUUGACCAUGCUUCCGCUCUGGAGACAGUGAAGCAACAGCAUUGAUUCUUCAUCAGAAAGCUGACUAGAGACUUGUCAAAGAAAAUGACUUCCACCUCAAAGUAUAGGGAGGACUGGAAACUCAGGCACGUUGGGUCCACUCUCUUUCUGGGAGGGACGCUCAUGCUCAGCAUCAUAAUGGGCCAAGCGUUGAUUGUGCUCGCGGCUCCUGUCUUGCUGGCACUGUACCAUUGGGCGAUUGCUCCCGCUGUCAAGUUCCGCCAUAUUGCAGGCCCGCCCUUCCGUCCCUUGGUCGGAAACCUCCCCGAGCUCUUCAAGAACGAGUACCACGAGGCAGUCUACCAGUGGUCUUUGCAAUAUGGACCUGUGUACCGGUUCUUCAUGGGCCCCACACCGAUCGUCGUGCUCGCUGACCCGGAGCUCAGCAAAAACGUGGGCUUGACGCUGUUCCACGACUUUCAUGACCGCACGGCCAUGCAAUCCAUAGAAACGGCGCCCGACGGUCUCGUCUUCUCAAAGGGCGCAUAUUGGGCCGGGGCCCGAAGCGCGGUCAUGCCGCUGUUCCACACCGAACAGCUCGAGGCGUACGCGCCCGCGAUGCACGGGGCGCUGAGCAAGAUGCGUGCGCGGAUGACGGAAGCGGCCGCCAAGGGGGAGCCCGUGGAGGUCAAGCAGCUGACGCAACAGCUGUCGUUCGACAUCAUUGGAAAGGCCGCCUUUGGAGUCGACUUCGAAGCGCAGACCGAUGCUGAAACCGGCCCUCUGGUCGUCGCCGCAAACAAGCUGAUCAACACGAUCAAGAUCGGGAGCGGCGCACCGCUCGAGACGGUCGUCGGUUUGUUCUUCCCCCGGGCAGUGCAAGACUGCAUCGCAGGGCUGAUGAAGCUCGUACCGGGCACCAUGGAACGGGUCGGGUUCGAGAACCGCAAGUUUCUGAUGGACGUCGCGGAGCGGACGGCGGCCGAGAGGAGGGCACGUGGCGGCGAGGAUGACGUCAUGCGCUCGAGCGACUUCCUGACGUACUUGGCCAGGACGGCGCGCGUGAAGGACACGGGGCGGAAGCUGACCGACCGGGAGAUCCGGGCAAUCGCGAUGGAGGUGCUGCUCGCGGGGUCCGACACGACGGCCACAACCAUCGCCAUGGCGGUGUUCUUCCUGUCGUACCAUGCGGACGCUCGAAACAAAGUGUACAAAGAAAUCGACCGAAAUGCAAAGGCCGGUGUGAAGGAGCCCGGCUACUCCGACCUGGCAAAGUAUUCAUACGUCGAACAGGUCGUCAAGGAGACGUUGCGCAUGUUCUCCACUGGUCCUCUCCUCAUCCGCACCGCCAAGCGCGACAUGCACGUGGCGGGCACGCAUAUCCCGGCGGGAACAAUCGUUUGGCUGGCCACGGAGACCGUGCACCGGAAUCCGGUCCACUUUCCGGACCCGGAACAGUUCCGGCCGGAACGCUUCGACCCGCACAACCCGGAGGCGCUCCAGCGGCACCCGUAUGCCUACCUUCCGUUCGGGCUGGGGCCCCGGAUGUGCGUCGGCUUCAAGUUCGCCAUGGAAGAGGCGCAGAUAGCGCUGAUCACUCUGUACCAAAGCUUCCGGUUCGAGCCGCGGCCGGACACGCCCACGUGGCCCCUAAAAGUGUGGGCCGGCAUCGUGUUGAAGCCCAGCGAAAACAUUUUGCUCGACGUGUACUUGCGGUAGCAAACUUAGAGAAACGUUUGCAACAAAAGAUCGAUGGGUGGCGAACGAGGAGUUAAGUUGUCCUCGAGCCCAUAAAGCCUUGCCCUUUUUGGAGCCAUGUUUCCGUUCCGAGCGCAAUUGCUCAGCUGACGGGUUGAUCGAGUUGCGUUCCCACAGGACAGCGAGGAUAUUUGUGGAAACUCAUUAAAAUUCACAGUAUUUUAGCCUAGACCUAUCCACAAAGAGGUCGCGACUAGCUGUAAAGUAUACUUCGCCACACGCACGCACCCGUUCGAAAGCCAUUGAACUUUGAAUCAUCCAUUGCAAUCAUGCGAC